AUGGUGGACGCUCCGAAGGAUCUCGUCAAGGAGAUCAAGGACCUUGAGGAGAUGUUCACUGUAGAUACCGCCAAGCUCAAGCAAAUCACCAAUCACUUUGUCGGCGAGCUUGAGCGGGGGUUGAGUGUAGAAGGCGGGGACAUUCCUAUGAACCCUACGUGGGUCAUGUCCUUCCCGGACGGCUACGAGACCGGGACAUUUCUGGCCCUUGACAUGGGUGGUACAAACCUGAGGGUCUGCGAAAUCACGCUCACUGACCAGAAGUCGGAGUUUGACAUUAUCCAAUCCAAAUACCGGAUGCCCGAAGAGCUCAAGACCGGCCAGUCCGAUGAGCUUUGGGACUAUAUCGCCGACUGCCUGCUCCAGUUCAUUGAGACUCACCAUGGAGACCCAAAGAAGAUUGAGAAGCUGCCUUUGGGCUUCACCUUCUCUUACCCUGCAACUCAGAACUACGUCGAUGAGGGCAUCCUGCAGCGAUGGACUAAAGGCUUCGAUAUCGCCGGCGUCGAAGGAAAGAAUGUCGCGCCAAUGCUGAUGAAGGCACUGUCUGAGAGGGACCGCAACCAGGGCGUGCCCGUCAAACUCGUGGCUCUGAUCAACGACACCACUGGCACCCUCAUUGCCUCGGCUUAUACGGACACCCAAAUGCGCAUUGGCUGCAUCUUUGGCACUGGUUGCAAUGCUGCUUACAUGGAGGAAUGUGGUUCUAUUCCCAAGCUGGCGCAUAUGAACCUGCCCCCAGAGACGCCCAUGGCUAUCAAUUGUGAAUGGGGUGCUUUCGACAACCAGCACAAGGUUCUUCCGAGGACCCCCUACGACGUGAAAAUCGACGAGGACUCUCCCCGGCCUGGACAACAGGCGUUCGAGAAGAUGAUCGCCGGAUUAUACCUGGGAGAGAUUUUCCGUCUUAUUCUGGUUGACUUGCAUGACAACCAUGAGGUCCGCAUCUUCAAGAACCAGGACAUCUCCAAGUUGCGACGCGCCUACACCCUCGACUCGUCGUUCCUUUCAGCUAUCGAGGACGACCCCUGGGAGAACCUGUCCGAGACCUUGGACCUGUUCCAGGACAAGCUCAACUUGGUUCCUAACCGGAACGAGCUCGAACUCAUCCGACGCACUGCGGAGCUGAUCGGCACUCGAGCUGCCAGACUUUCAGCAUGCGGUGUGGCCGCAAUCUGCAAGAAGAAGAACUACCGCUCUUGCCAUGUGGGCGCCGAUGGAUCUGUCUUCAACAAGUAUCCCAACUUCAAGCAGCGGGGUGCCCAGGCCCUCAGGGAGAUCCUCGACUGGCCUGCAAAGGAGGAUCCCAAGGAGGAGGAUCCUAUUGAGAUUCUUGCGGCUGAGGAUGGCAGUGGUGUAGGUGCCGCGCUCAUUGCUGCGUUGACGCUAAAGAGGGCCAAAGAGGGUAAUUUCCACGGCAUCAGCAACCCAGAGAACUUUAAGUGA
Molecule: messenger RNA, 1446 nt
Organism: Pyricularia oryzae 70-15
Lineage: Eukaryota; Fungi; Ascomycota; Sordariomycetes; Magnaporthales; Pyriculariaceae
Product: hexokinase
Exons: 4
Coding region: 1-1446 (481 amino acids)
Biological process (GO): glucose 6-phosphate metabolic process; glycolytic process; intracellular glucose homeostasis
Cellular component (GO): cytosol; mitochondrion
Molecular function (GO): fructokinase activity; ATP binding; D-glucose binding
Source: RefSeq, a predicted model, not a curated record